AUGGCAGCUCCACUUAACCUCGAAGAAGGUCAGUCGUCGACAAGACCUCCCCGUUUCAAUGGACAUUUCUACAGUUGGUGGAAAGUUAGAAUGCACAAUUACCUCAUGGCUGAAGACAGUGAGUUAUGGGAUAUUGUACUGGAUGGACCAUUCGUUCCAACGAUAGAAGAAAAUGAUGGAGAGAAGACAAAUCUUGUUCCAAAGCCUAAACAGAAAUAUGACGAAGCUGACAGAAAAAAGAUUGAAAAAGGUUUCAAAGCUAAAAAUCUUCUUGUCUGUGGGAUAGGACCUAAUGAGUACAACAGAGUGUCAGCUUGUGAGUCUGCUAAGGAAAUUUGGGACUGUUUGAAGACUACACAUGAAGGAACUGAACAAGUCAAAGAAUCUAAGAUUGACAUACUUACCUCACGGUAUGAGAACUUCAAAAUGAAGGAAGGAGAAACAAUACAUGACAUGUUCACCAAGUUGUCUUCCAUUACAAAUGAGCUGCGAAGUCUGGGUGAACCUAUAAGCAUGACCAAACAAGUCAGAAAAGUGCUUCAAAUUCUUCCAAAGUCUUGGGAAAGCAAGGUGGAUGCCAUUACAGAAGCCAAGGAUUUGAAGGUGCUGACUAUGGAUGCUUUGAUUGGUAAUCUGAAGACACAUGAGAUGAAUCGAAAUUACAAUUUGUCAAAGAAGGAAGACAAGAAGGACAAGUCAUUGAUGCUGAAGUACAAAUCAGAUGAAGAUUCAACUGGGCACUUCAUCAGAGAGUGUCCUUUGCUCAAGAAUGAAAACAAGGAACAUCAAAAACCAAGAAGUGACAAAGAGAAUAGAAGGGACCUGGUACUCGGCAAGAGAGAUCGAAAAGCUGCUGCAGAUUUAGUUGUCAAAAAGGCUCUUGCUGCAUGGGGUGAUUCCUCAAGUUAUUCAGAAGACCCUGAUGAGCCAAAAGAUGUGUCCAUGGUUGCUGUACAUGAGGAGGAAACUGUCUUCAAUGAAAUUUUAACUGAAAACAAAGUUAAACUUGAAGAGAAAAUGUCAAGAAUGGUGUCUCUAGAGUCAAAUAACUCUGAACUUAAGAACCAGUUGAACCAGAUUACUGAAGAAGCUGAAUGGAAUGUCAAUGGUUUGCAAGCUGAAAUUCAAGAAAAAUUGAAAAACUCUGAGAAAAAACUUGGUUUGUCGCUUGAAAAGAGUAACAAAUUAGAACAGGAUAUUGUCAAACUUAAGGAAUAA
Molecule: messenger RNA, 1218 nt
Organism: Solanum pennellii
Lineage: Eukaryota; Viridiplantae; Streptophyta; Magnoliopsida; Solanales; Solanaceae
Exons: 3
Coding region: 1-1218 (405 amino acids)
Source: RefSeq, a predicted model, not a curated record